AUGUCUGUAAAGCCAAUGAAAAUGCCAGCGGCGACGAAAGAUUCAACUAUUUUGAAAAUUGCUGUGGAGAUGCUAAAUGCACCAGACAAGGUCCCACAACUCAUAGAAUUCAAUCAGAGCCACCCAUUGUCCGGAAUUAUCCAAUUAUUGUGCAAGGCGUGGGGUCUUCCUGAUCAUACAAACUACGCCCUACAGUUUUCCGAGAGUAACAACCAGAAUUAUAUUACAGAGAAAAAUCGAAACGAAAUUAAAAAUGGUUCAGUUUUGCGACUCGAGCAAUCUCCAGCGAAGACAGUUCAAGAUAUUUUGGCUAAGAUCAAUACAGGGACGGAAUCAGACCAAAUUACUGCACUAACAAAAUUGUCAACUGUAAGCAGUGAUCUCACCUUUGCACUAGAGUUUAUCAACAAGAAUGGAUUAACGCUUAUCGUAAAUCACAUUGAAACAGGUAAAUUUAAGGGCAACUGUUUGAAAUAUGCAUUAGUUACAUUUGUAGAAUUGAUGGACCAUGGCAUAAUAUCCUGGGAUAUACUUGAGAAUCAAUUUAUAAAUAAAGUUGUCAGUUUCGUGAGCAACCAAUCCACUACACAGGACCCUAAAAUAAUUCAGUCAUGUUUGUCAAUACUCGAAAAUAUUGUUCUUAAUAGUUCAGGAAAGAAUUCACAUGUUGAAAAAGAAAUAACAAUACCCAGUUUGAUAUCACAUUUGGAAAAUCAAGACAGGAUAAUACAGCAAAAUGCGAUCGCUUUGAUCAAUGCAAUUUUCUCGAAAGCAGAUUUGACUAAACGGAAGACGAUAGCCGCUACUCUAAGUUCUAAACAAGUCAGGAAUAAGAUUUAUGAGAAUUUGAUUACCAAAAAUGUUUCCAAAGAAGCUCUCGGCACAGAACUAGCUCAUCAACUGUAUGUGUUACAAACAUUGAUGCUGGGACUACUUGAACCUAAAAUGCAAACAAGAGCAGACUCCCAGGAACAAGAAUCACAGGAAAAGAUAAAGGAACUCAGAAAAUAUGCUUUUGACAAUGAAAACAAUAUUAGCGCUGAAGUAACAACUAGACGACAAACAGGAAGCUUAUCCAAAGACUUUAAGAAACUUGGAUUCAAAUGUGAAAUAGAUCCAAUCAAAGAUUUUAACGAGACCCCACCAGGAAUAUUAGCAUUGGACUGUAUGCUAUACUUUGCUAGGAAUUACCGAGAGGAUUAUACCAAAAUAGUUCUACGAAAUAGUUGCAGGGCUGAUGAACAAGAAUGUCCCUUUGGUAAGACUAGUGUUGAACUUGUGAAGCUCCUCUGUGACAUUUUGCAAAUCGGUGAACCACCAAGCGAACAAGGACAGACAUAUCAUUCCCUCUUCUUCACACAUGAUCAUCCAUUUGAAGAACUCUUCUGUAUUUGUAUUGUACUGCUAAAUAAAACAUGGAAGGAAAUGAGAGCUACGACUGAGGAUUUUGUAAAAGUUUUAAGUGUAGUAAGAGAGCAAAUAAGCAGAGCAUUGACGGCGUCACCAAAAGGCUUUGAUAAAUUUCGUCAAAAAAUUAAAGAAUUGACAUACAGUGAAAUAACACACUUGUGGCAACAGGAGCGCACAAACAGAGAAGUAUGGGAGUCGCACGCUAGACCAAUUGUCGAAUUAAAAGAAAAAAUCACGCCCGAAAUUAUAGAUCUCAUUCAACAACAGCGAUUAGGAGUUCUGGUUGGUGGAACAAGAUUUAAGAAGUACAUGAAGAUAAAUAGGAAAGAUAAGUUUUGGUUCGUCCGUUUAUCGCCUAAUCAUAAAAUAUUACACUACGGCGAGUGCGAUGAGAAGAGCACACCAAGUUUAGAGGAACUCGGCACAAAGUUAGCCGUGGCCGAUAUAAAAUGUGUGGUUGUAGGUAAAGAAUGUCCUCAUAUGAAAGAUUUGAAAGGUAAAAUCAGCAGUCCACAUUUAGCUUUCUCGUUAAUAUUAAAAGCUGCUGAAGUACCAUCAUUAGAUUUUGUCGCACCAGAUGAACAAAUAUUUGAUUACUGGACAGACGGUAUCAAUGCUUUACUUAAAGAGAAAAUGACGAGCAAAUCCUUUGAGAAUGAUUUGGAGACGCUUCUAUCUAUGGAUAUCAAAGUGAGAUUGUUGGAUGCUGAGGGUAUAGAUAUACCCCAAGAUCCACCUCAAAUACCACCCGAGCCUGAAGACUAUGAUUUUUAUUAUGAAAACAAUUAA
Danaus chrysippus (African queen) is the source of this 2199-nucleotide messenger RNA. The record is from the annotation of a GenBank genome assembly. NCBI's taxonomy places the organism in Eukaryota, Metazoa, Arthropoda, Insecta, Lepidoptera, Nymphalidae.